This is a messenger RNA of Adineta ricciae, 1548 nucleotides long. NCBI's taxonomy places the organism in Eukaryota, Metazoa, Rotifera, Eurotatoria, Adinetida, Adinetidae. The record is from the annotation of a GenBank genome assembly.
AUGUCGGUAGACUUAGUUGGAUGCAUGAUUCCUGCAUUGUAUCGUGAUCUAUAUGAGAUGAUCAAUUUACAUGGCUUGGAGAAAAUCACAUUUCCUGUGUUUGCACCUUUGUUUGAAUCGAAUACUUUAAACAAAAAUGUUUUGAAUCAAAUUUGGUAUACAGUAGUCAAGACGAACUCUAUCAAUUCUCGUAACGAUUUCUAUAAAUGUUUGGCGCUAAUGGCACUUGCUCAACAAGGCAAAACUGUCGACGAAAAGCUACUAAAUAAUUAUGUUAAUAAAGAACUUCCAACUCCAACACUGGACAGUAUCAAUAGUUUAGAAGAUCGCUUGAUACGUUUGAUUCGAAACGAUCAACGAAACACGACACUUUGUUUUCGAUACAAUGAUCUCUGCGCACUCGACACGGUUCAAGUGAAUGUAGUGCCUGAAAAGAAAGGUGUGAUCAUACGACACGUGGAAUAUGAAAUUAACAGCAUGCGUCAAAAUAACAAAGUUUUGCGUCGUUAUAAUGACUUCGUUGCACUGCACGAAUUGUUAAGUUUAAAGUAUCCACAUCGAAUCAUACCAGUACUUCCGCCAAAGAAAACCGUGAAUGUGGACAAAGAAUUUAUCGAAGAACGCCGUCGAUCUUUAAAGCGAUAUCUACAGAUUCUCUGUCGUCAUCCAACGGUCUGUGAGACAGAUAUCAUCAAGUUCUUUCUAACCUUUCAAGGAACAUCAUGUGGUGAUAAUAUGAAAGCAACAUAUAAAAAUGUUCAAGAUGAAUUCAGUUCGGAGCCACGAUCGUUAUACAAUACAAACGACAACACUGACAAAUGUGGGGAAGAUACGAAUGGUAUUCAAAUGUUUCGUAUAAGUCACACGCAUAUGUCAUUCAUACUACAACAAUUAACUGAAGUUCGUGAAUGUUUGAAGAGCAUCAAUGAGAAACAAAUGAAAAACGCCAAUGAAUUUUCCAAUAUGGAGAAAACUUUGCAAACAUUAAGUUCUGAUUCUACUAGCGUAGAUCGAUGGGCUACGGGUGCAAAUGACUACUGGCCAUUUAUUCAACAUGGUCUUGCUCAGUUGCCUGUAGAAAUGAGUGCGAUUUCUGAACGACUACAAGAACAAUACAGACGCGAUGAUGACGUAAUUAACGACCAUCUUGAUUUGUUAAUCGAUAUACUUUACGGAUACAAGGAGCUCUGCAAACGAUUUGAAGAAGCAUUGACGAGUGAACAAAAAGCAAUUCAAAAAGCCACUGGUAAACAAAGACGUUCUGUAUCGACAACCGAUGGAUCCUCGAAAAAUGAACUCAGCCUUGACAUGAUUCAGAAACGAAAUCGACAUGCAUUAAAAUGCAUACAAAUGGAAACACAACUAGUCUAUGCGAAUCUGGAAGCGUUUGUUUAUAUUCUAAGUAGUCUCGGUAAUAGUCAAUGUAAAGGCUGCUCAGACCUUUUCAAUAUAUGGAAAUCAUUCGCAAGUAAAAUCUCUGAACUUGGUCAAAACUAUGUGAAUGCCUCGGCAACAGAGCGAACGAAUACAAUGGGCUUAAGAAGAUAA